AUGUCCAAAAUUACAGUCAAGCUUGUUGCAGCGGAGUCGUUGUACAAGAGAGACGUGUUCCGGUCGCCGGACCCGUUCUCCGUAUUAACAAUAGAUGGCUCACAAACAAAGUCGACCGCUGCGGCUCGGAAGACGUUAAAUCCUUACUGGAACGAAACAUUUACUUUUACCGGGGUCAAUGAAAACGGGAUCUUGACAAUCCAGGUUUUUGAUCAAAAAAAGUUCAAGAAGAAGGACCAGGGGUUUCUUGGAGUAGUCAACGUGCGAAUUGGCGACGUACUGGGUCACUUAGACGAAGACUCCAUCAAUAGGGGUGCGCGUCGGGAAGAGACUAUCACCCGCGAUCUUAAGAGGUCCAAUGAUGGCAUGGCUGUCAGUGGGCGUCUGAUUCUGGUCCUCUCUACAGCACCAUCCGGUGCACAUACUUCGUCGCAUACCGCGAGUUCUAGUGCGCAGGCAUCGGACGAAAGCAGGGCUCAUGCCUCGACUCAUGCCGCGUCUUCGAACUCCACUUCCACGCCAGCCCAAACUGUGGCAAACACACUCCAAAGUGGAACCACUUCAGCUCCUAUAACAGCUGCUGCUGCCUCAUCCAGGCAGUACUCCUCCUUCGAAGAUCAAUAUGGCCGCUUGCCUCCGGGCUGGGAGAGAAGAACUGACAACUUUGGGCGCACAUACUACGUUGAUCACAACACCAGAACUACCACUUGGAAAAGACCUACGCUGGAUCAGACGGAGACUGAGCGUGGAGACCAACUCAAUGCUAACACAGAGCUAGAAAGAAGACAGCAUCGUGGACGAACCUUGCCUGGCGGUGGUAACUCUGAAAGUGGAUCUUCAAUUGCUGUUCAGAGCAACACCGGAUCAUCAACGCCCACUGUUAAUGGCACGGCUGCAGCUGCUCUUGCUGCUACGGGCGCCACUACAUCUGGCUUAGGAGAACUGCCACCUGGCUGGGAGCAACGCUUUACCCCUGAAGGCCGCGCUUAUUUUGUGGACCACAAUACUAGAACUACAACUUGGGUCGAUCCUCGCAGACAACAGUACAUCAGGACCUACGGCCCAGCAAAUACCACAAUUCAGCAACAGCCCGUUUCUCAACUUGGUCCAUUGCCUUCGGGCUGGGAAAUGAGACUCACGAACACGGCUCGUGUCUACUUCGUGGAUCACAAUACCAAAACCACUACUUGGGACGACCCCCGUUUGCCAUCGUCAUUGGAUCAGAACGUCCCACAGUACAAACGUGAUUUUAGACGUAAGGUCAUUUAUUUCAGAUCUCAACCUGCCCUUAGAAUCCUACCAGGACAAUGUCAUAUCAAGGUUCGCAGAAAGAAUAUUUUCGAGGAUGCUUACCAGGAGAUUAUGAGGCAGACGCCAGAGGAUUUGAAGAAACGUCUGAUGAUUAAGUUCGACGGUGAAGAAGGCUUGGAUUAUGGUGGUGUUUCCAGAGAAUUUUUCUUCUUGCUUUCCCACGAAAUGUUCAACCCGUUCUAUUGUCUUUUCGAGUAUUCUGCUCAUGACAACUAUACUAUUCAGAUAAACCCCAAGAGUGGGAUCAACCCCGAGCACUUGAAUUACUUCAAGUUUAUCGGAAGGGUUGUCGGGCUAGGUGUUUUCCACAGAAGAUUUUUAGAUGCAUUUUUCGUGGGCGCCCUAUACAAAAUGAUGCUUCACAAAAAAGUUGUACUGCAAGAUAUGGAAGGUGUUGAUGCUGAAGUCUACAAUUCUCUUAAGUGGAUCUUAGAGAAUAGCAUAGAUGGCAUUUUGGACUUGACUUUUAGUGCUGAUGAUGAAACAUUCGGUGAGGUCGUGACAGUGGAUUUGAAGCCAGAUGGAAGAAACAUCGAGGUUACGGAUGAAAACAAAAAAGAAUACGUGGAGCUAUUCACUCAGUGGAAGACCUGCAGUCGUGUUCAGGAACAAUUUAAGGCAUUUAUGGAUGGCUUCAAUGAACUCAUACCCGAGGAUCUCGUGAACGUUUUCGACGAGCGUGAACUCGAGCUUUUGAUCGGUGGUAUCGCCGAAAUCGAUGUCGAGGACUGGAAAAAGCAUACCGAUUACCGUGGCUACCAGGAGUCCGACGAGACCGUAAAAUGGUUUUGGAAAGCCAUAUCUGAGUGGGAUAAUGAACAAAGAGCUCGUUUGUUGCAAUUCACUACCGGUACUUCACGUAUUCCUGUUAACGGUUUCAAGGAUCUCCAGGGCUCUGACGGUCCAAGAAGGUUUACGAUCGAAAAAGCCGGGGAAGUCCAACAACUACCCAAAUCACACACAUGUUUCAACAGGGUGGAUCUUCCACCCUACGGCGAUUAUGAGACUCUGAAGCAAAAGCUGACUCUUGCUGUCGAGGAAACAAUAGGGUUUGGCCAAGAGUAA
This is a messenger RNA of Lachancea thermotolerans CBS 6340, 2376 nucleotides long. It is a transcript of the gene RSP5, whose product is annotated as NEDD4 family E3 ubiquitin-protein ligase. Gene Ontology annotation, biological process: ubiquitin-dependent protein catabolic process. Bases 1 to 2376 code for a protein of 791 amino acids. Gene Ontology annotation, molecular function: protein binding; ubiquitin protein ligase activity. Lineage: Eukaryota; Fungi; Ascomycota; Saccharomycetes; Saccharomycetales; Saccharomycetaceae. The transcript has a single exon. The record is from RefSeq and is a predicted model, not a curated record.